GGGUGGGUGGGGGGCGGGUGCCGGGCAACAACGAAACGAACGAACGCCACCUUCUCCUCCUCCCCGCAUCGCCGUCUUCAGUUCCCGCGAUCAAGACGACCCGUCCGCCUCGGCCUGCGCCCUCCGGUCCGCCACCACCGCUACAAGGAUCCACCCGCUCGCGCUGCCGUCCCAGCGAGUCCCUCUGCGCGGAGAUCCUGCAGCGGGGAGAUGGAGGCGGUCGCGGCUGCGGGCGGCGCGGGGCUGACCAGGUGGCAGGCGGCGGCGCUGUCGGCGGUGGCGGGGUGGGUGUGGGCGGCCUCGUUCUACGACCUCACGCGGCGGGCGCGCGCGCUCGCGCAGCCGUGGGUCACCCGCCGGGUGCUCGCGGAGACGCCGGCCAUCCUCAGGUUCCAGAAGUUGCAUCACAAGUUGCUGGACAAUUUCUUCUCUGUGCUGUCAUGCAUUGUCGCUGUGCCCUUCUACACGGGAUUCCUUUCUCUCCUUUUCUGGAGUGGACACAGCAAGCUGGCUAGGCAGAUGACCCUCCUCCUUGCUUUCUGCGAUUACCUCGGCAACUCUGUCAAGGAUAUAGUCUCUGCUCCUCGGCCAAGCUCUCCUCCUGUUAGAAGAGUGACAGCUACUGAAGAUGAGAAGGAAAAUGCCAUGGAGUAUGGGCUGCCUUCAUCGCAUGCCCUCAAUACUGUUUGUUUGAUGGGAUAUCUGUUGCAUUAUGUCCUCAACUAUGGAGCACAUGGCACUUUUAUGAUUGCUGCCGGUGUAUCUCUUGCUCUCUUGCUUGUUAUGCUAAUUGGCAUUGGAAGGAUAUAUUUGGGUAUGCACAGCUUGAUCGACGUUAUUGCUGGGACCGGUUUUGGCAUUGUCAUCCUCGCAUUCUGGUUGGUUGUGCAUGACCAUGUUGAUACCUUUGUUAUCUCUGGGCAAAACGUAGCAUCCUUCUGGGCAGGCCUUUCUCUAUUGAUGUGCUUUGCAUAUCCAAAGCCAGAAUUCCCAACUCCUAGCUUUGAAUACCAUGCAGCAUUCAACGGGGUUGCUUUCGGAAUUGUCUACGGCAUCCAACAAACCUACUUCCAUUUCAACACCCCUGACGUCCCCCUCAUCUUCAGCCCGCAGCUACCCCUCCUUGCAUUUGCCGGGCGGGUCCUCGUUGGGAUCCCGAUCAUCCUAGUCGCGAAAUUCUGCAGCAAAGCUCUAUCCAAGUGGCUGCUGCCCGUCAUUUGCAGCACCUUGGGCAUCCCCAUUGUAUCAUCCUGCUAUGUUCCGGCGCUGAAGGCCAACAAGAACAAGAACAAGUCCGGUUACCUCCAGAAGGUCUUCUUCCUCUUCCCUCAGAAGGCAUACGACGUGGACACCGGCAUCAGGUUCGUCCAGUACGCCAGCCUCGCGUGGGCCGUGGUCGACUUGGUGCCAGCCAUAUUCACUCAUUUUAAUUUGUAGCCAACCACACAACACAACAAUGUAUCAUUUUAUUCUUUUUGGAGGCUUCAAAUUGGCUAUUCGCCUAUUCCUGCUCGUAACAAAUCCAUGAUCUUAUGAGGCUGUAAAUUCGAUGAUCUCGCCCUUCUUUUUUGCAUUGUAUGCCCGCCUAGCUGUUCCAGCAUGGGUGGUGUUUCUGUAGAGGUGUUUUGUACUAAGUAGCAAUCAGAAAGUAUUAAUGUUCCAACUAUUUCAUGACA
Messenger RNA from Phragmites australis (common reed), 1676 nucleotides. Its product is annotated as lipid phosphate phosphatase delta-like. The coding region runs from base 211 to 1437 and encodes 408 amino acids. The record is from RefSeq and is a predicted model, not a curated record. Gene Ontology annotation, cellular component: endoplasmic reticulum membrane. The transcript has 8 exons. Gene Ontology annotation, molecular function: sphingosine-1-phosphate phosphatase activity. Lineage: Eukaryota; Viridiplantae; Streptophyta; Magnoliopsida; Poales; Poaceae.